This is a messenger RNA of Pipistrellus nathusii (Nathusius's pipistrelle), 342 nucleotides long. The record is from the annotation of a GenBank genome assembly. Lineage: Eukaryota; Metazoa; Chordata; Mammalia; Chiroptera; Vespertilionidae.
AUGGACAAGUGUCAGUCGAGUGUUUACAGACCCGGCCAGGACUCCGUCCCCCCAGUGCACUUUACGGGCGAAGAAGGCGAAGGAGUCACCGGACGGCGCGCCCCCGGCCCUGCGCCCCUGCACGCGGCGCCGCCUGCCGUCGGGGACCCCGGGCUGCGGAGGGAGGACACUGCUGGCCCCGCCGGAGGGGCUCUCCCCCGUCUUCUGACCCCACCACCUGGGACUCCUGCAGGGGCAGAUCGCUCCCUUCUCUCUCCCUUUUGGACUCUACCUCACUGGUCUGCAAGCCCUCCGAAGAAGGAAUUUAUUUUUCCAAAGGAAUUUGGUUUCGUGCUUGUGUAA